Mycena indigotica is the source of this 921-nucleotide messenger RNA. Its product is annotated as Short-chain dehydrogenase/reductase family protein. Bases 1 to 921 code for a protein of 306 amino acids. Lineage: Eukaryota; Fungi; Basidiomycota; Agaricomycetes; Agaricales; Mycenaceae. The transcript has 9 exons. The record is from RefSeq and is a predicted model, not a curated record.
AUGACCACCCAACUCCCGACUUUUACUGCUGCCUCGACUGCCGAUGAGGUUGCAGAGGCACUAGCCAGCGAAUUACGGGGCAAGAAUGUGCUCGUUACCGGGACGUCUGUGGGGGGUAUCGGCUUCGAGACCGCGCGUGCGAUUGCCAAGUAUGCGGCGCUCGUGGUUAUCACUGGUUACAACACAGAGAGAUUACGUCUGUCGAAAGAGGCGAUCGAGAAGGAAUUCCCCGCCACCCAAGUCCGCACGCUGCAGCUCGAUCUCUCCUCGCUGGGAGCCGUGCGCAAAGCAGCCGCGGAGGUGAACGCAUAUGCCGAGCCGCUGCAUGUCCUCAUCAAUAACGCAGCCGCCACCGAAACUGUGCACGGCCUCACCAGCGACAACCUCGAGAUCCAGAUGGCCGCGGGACACAUCGCGCCGUUCCUCUUCACCAAGCUGCAUGCCGCUGGCGAAGGUGUACCGCUGGACAAGGAGGAGUUCGCACGCGGACAGGGCGGCCCGGACCCGGACCCCGCGGUCCGCAUGUUUGCGCGCUACGGCGCGGUGAAGAGCGCGAACGUCUUGACGGCACGGGAGAUGGCGCGGCGUGGUGGACGCAAUGUCAAAGCAUACAGCUUGCACCCUGGCGCCAUCGUCACGAAUGCGUUCAGCAAGGGGUUCAAGGCGGCGCUCGAGCAGUUCGGAAUUAUCGACAGCGAAGGGAAGCCGGGUAACGUGUUCUCCUUCAAGAGCCUUCCGCAAGGCGCAGCAACGACCGUCGUGGCAGCAUUCGAUCCUCGUAUUGCCGACCAUUCUGGGGCCUACCUCGAAGACGGCGUGCUCGCAGAGCAGAACGUGGCAGCACACAGUGCUGAUAUGCAACGAGCCGGGAAGCUGUGGGCGCUUACAGAGGACGUCAUCGGAGAGAAGUUUGAAUUGUAG